Molecule: messenger RNA, 1020 nt
Organism: Besnoitia besnoiti
Lineage: Eukaryota; Apicomplexa; Conoidasida; Eucoccidiorida; Sarcocystidae
Product: programmed cell death protein 2, c-terminal domain-containing protein
Exons: 7
Coding region: 1-1020 (339 amino acids)
Cellular component (GO): cytoplasm
Source: RefSeq, a predicted model, not a curated record
AUGGCUCCCGAAUCAGAGGUGAGAUCGUUGGAUCUAACUCAUCCCGAGGCCAGCAAGGAUUUGCGAAGCAACGUCAACGGUGGCAACGUGGGAGAAAGAAGAGCUCCGGCUUCAGCUGACGCCCCGGUCACUUCAUCAAGUGAAGUUGUCGGUGGAAGUCCAGCCGCGAGAUGUACCACUUUUGGCGAUUUCUCGCUUUCUAACGACGACUGGCUCGAUGCUGCCUUAUCAGAAACGAGCAACUGGGCAUCUGGGUGCAACACAAGCCCUGGAGGCCGGUGUGACGGUGGAGAGUCUCUGGGUUGUUGUAAAGUUAGUGAAAGUUCCAAAAUGGAGGAGCAACCCACUUCCAAGGCCAGAAGAGGGAGCAAGAGCUCUACGACAACUCAAGUGACCGCCGCUGAUGGAAGAGGACCGCAAGUGUCUCAGCUGAGCUUGCCAACAGAUACGGGCAAAGACUUGCCUCUGUUGCCAGCAUUUUUCAUAGAAGUGGACGAAGAGCCAAUGGAGGAGUCAACCGCUCAAACUAGACUAGACAAGCGCGCUCGCGAGUUGUGGACGGACUACCAGAGCAGAGACGACAAUACGUUGGCGCAAGAAGACGAAGCAGAUCGAGCUUUUCUCGGCGGGGGGGCAUUCCAAAAUGAAGAAUACGAGGCCGCCGAAGACAAAGUCCUUCUGGCGUUUCAGCGCCGGUUGAGCAGAAGCCCACAGCAGAUCAUCCGCUACAGCUUUGGUGGCAAGCCGCUGUGGAUCCACCGCCCUGCUAAUAAUACUGCAACAGGAGCUACGGAGCACCCCCGAUGUGAACGCUGUGGAGCAAAAAGAGUAUUUGAAAUGCAACUCAUGCCUACUCUUAUUCACACAGUUAAGCAAAGGUGCCACAAAAUGGACCAUACGCUGCUCAAGAACGGCGUCAGCCCGAACUGGGGUACUGUAGCUGUUUUCACAUGUUCGGAGGAUUGCGUAAGAGAUCGGACGUACCAGCAGGAAUUCCUAGUAGUACAAGAAGGAAUAUAA